AUGACCCUGACGGCAGUCACCACCACUCCGCCCCCUGUGGCUAUUGUCCCUCCAAUGGGUCCACAGCAGUCCCCAGAGCCCAUGGAGACAGAGAACACAGGCAAUGAGGUGCCAUUUAAGAUUUUACAUGCCUGGUCCAUCAACGAACAACAGGCAGAAAGCCUGUGGGAAAGAGCUAAAGAUGAUGCAAGUUCUCGAUCUGUCCUAAUUGAGACGGUUCAAGUUGAGAGUGUUAUAGAGUGUGAUAAGCUUGUAGAUGCAUCUGCAACAAGUUCACUGGCAUCUACUGGAGAGGACAAUGAUGAGGUCCUUCAGGUCAUCGCACAGAUGGACAAGAGUUCACCUUCACCAUUUGUCCACACCAAUCCUCAGGCAACUGAUAUUGUACGCAUUUGUGGUACCCAGACAAUUGUGGACGUUAGCUCUAAUGGCGCAGAUGAGAGAACUCUUGAUUUGUCCACAAUUGAUGAAGUUCAGUUAAAGUUAAGUACGCUGCAGCAACUGGUUAGUUAUCUGGAGAGUGCAGCAACAAUCACAGAGGCAAAGGAUGGUUGUCUAGAGGCCAUAUUGGAGAUGUAUUGGGGCGGGGAUACCUCUAACCUGUUAAAAGCUUUAAAAGAUAAAAGGGAGGAAAAAAACAUGCAGGAUGUGUCUGCCUGGGCCACAGAGGAUGAGAAGGCAGUGGUUUUCUUUGCAGUCAGUGGUAUAUCACUGGGGGAAGUGAUCGAGCAGUUUCCCAUUCCAGAACAUGUUGACUGCUCUUCCCAAGUGGAAUACAGGUCAUCAUGGUUAAAUGUCAACGAGAAUCUGGAAGAGCUUGGUCUAUGUGGUUUAUACCAGAUAAAGCAGAGGAGAGUUCCAAAGUGGUUGGGGGAGUCAAAAUGGAUGACACCUUCCACAGCAAGGUGAAGACAGUGAACUUGCCUGCACAACAACCUGUUGAAGCAGAAGCAACAGACACAGAUCUCGCAACAAACACAGCCUUCAUGAUGGAUGCAGACCCCCAACAGACACAGACCUCCCAACAGACGCAGACUCAGAGACAGAACCCCUUUCCCCAAUGAUUUUGACCGUCCUCACAUCAGAGUAUGCUGUGAGACUGAUUGCUGAAACAGAGGCACCAGACACAGACCUCACAACAGACUCAAACUGCCCAACAGAUGCAGACCUCAAAACAGUCACAGACCUCACAACAGACUUGGACACAGACCCCCUUUCCCCAAUGAAUUUGACCAUCCUGACAUCUGAGGAUGCCAUGAGACUGUUUUUCCAGAUUGAAAAUGGCUGUGACCUCCAACUCGGAUCCCCUGAACCAUGCUCUGAAAACAAAGAUAAGACACAGACAAAGCAACUAGAGAAUAUAGUAAGUGGCAGCUUAGAUAAGUCCUGCUACUGUCCUUGUAUUAUUGAAAGUGACAAUGGGUUUGAAAGUGGCCUAUGCUCCAGUUGUCAGAGAGAGAAAGGAUUGCAGCAAGGUACAAGAUGCAUAACAAUCGGACACUGCUUUACCCUGUCAGAUACAAGCGACAAUUCAGAUCAAGAGACAGAAGCAACAGACUCAGACCUCAUGAUGGACGCAGACCCCCCAACAGACACAGACCUCCCAACAGAUGCAUUCUUAGAGAGAGAACCCCUUUCCCCAAUAAUUUUGACCAUCCUCACAUCAGAGGAUGCUGUGAGACUGCUUGCUAAAACAGACUCUGGGGGGAAGGCGACAGUGGACAAUCAAUGCAGGCGCAAGAAGCAGAUACAAUCAACUGAAGAAGAGGGUGAUGACAAUCAAUCCAGUGACAAUAAAACAGAGGGAGAAAUGCAGAAAUGUACAAGCGUCGUACCGAUCACUGACUUUUUUUUCUGGUCAGAUACAAGUGAGGAUUCAGAUCAGGAGACCGAGGAGAACCCUAAUGAACAACAUGCUCAGAUUGAGGCUCAUGCUUCUAAUGUUAAAAGGACAGAGCCUGAAACUGAUGCCAAAGCACCAUGUGAGUCAGCCCAAGAACAUAAUACCCAAAGCAAAGUCAGUCCUGGUUCUGAGGAUAGGGAAAGACGGCAAGAGAAGGACCAAGACUGUAGGACGAGUACAUCACUACUUCCCAAGGUUGAAACCCCCUCUAAGUUAAGAUCUAACAUCAUAGCAGACAACUGGUGUUCAACUAUAGAGGACUGUGGUUCACCUGUAGAUAAGUAUGACAAAGUUGCUGACUUCGUCACCCAAUACAAAAUCUGCAAGUCAAAGAGAAAGAAUAUAUAUAUAUAUAUAUAUAUAUAUAUAUAUAUAUGGAAAAUGAGAAAACCCUCCAUCCAAAGACAUCUGAUAGACAAAAGCCCAGGAAAAGCCAUGGGAGAGCAGAGAGGGGACGGUCACCAUCCCAACCCCCUAAGAGCUCUGGGGUGAAGGCAACUGUGAAUAAUCAACGCAGGGACAAGAAGCCACAUGCAUCACACAAGAGGAGACAUUCGACUAAGAGUGAUGAAAAUCAAUGCAAAGAGAAGAAGAGGGGAUCAUCAACUGAGAAAGAGAGUGAGGACAAUCAAAGUAGGGAGAAGAAGAGGAGACCUUCAAUUGAAAAAAGUGGGUGA
Molecule: messenger RNA, 2580 nt
Organism: Coregonus sp. 'balchen'
Lineage: Eukaryota; Metazoa; Chordata; Actinopteri; Salmoniformes; Salmonidae
Source: the annotation of a GenBank genome assembly